Molecule: messenger RNA, 4020 nt
Organism: Galeopterus variegatus (Sunda flying lemur)
Lineage: Eukaryota; Metazoa; Chordata; Mammalia; Dermoptera; Cynocephalidae
Biological process (GO): DNA integration; proteolysis; virion assembly
Molecular function (GO): aspartic-type endopeptidase activity; RNA-DNA hybrid ribonuclease activity; nucleic acid binding
Source: RefSeq, a predicted model, not a curated record
AUGGGACAGGCAGUUUCAACUCCUUUGGAUCUGACUCUGAGACAUUGGACUGAUGUUAAAACUAGGGCUCAUAACCUCUCUGUUCAGGUUAAGAAAAAUAAGUGGAUAACCCUAUGCUCAUCAGAGUGGCCAACUUUCCAACUUGGGUGGCCCACUGAAGGUUCUUUUUCCUUGUCGCUGAUUGUGGCAGUUAAAAGCAGGAUUUGUAAUUCUUCCUCUAACAGGCAUCCUGACCAGGUCCCAUACAUUGUUGUGUAGGAAGACUUGGUCACAGACCCACCUUCGUGGGUUUGGCCCUUCCUCCCAUCAACAGGUCUGAUGGCAGUGUUUGCCCUCAACGAAGACAAAAAAAAAAAAAAAAACCCUCCUGUACUGUAGGAUGCAAAUCCAGAUCUUCUCCUCUUGGACCCCCCUCCUCCUUAGCCCCCAGCUCUUCGUUCACAGGCCGUGCAGCCGUCAGCCCCGACAGCUGAGGUGCAAAGUUCCGGACCAGCCCAAGGAACUCGUAGUCGGCAGGCAGACUCACCAGAUGCUGUCCCCACAUUUCCUCUUAGGGCAUACGGCCCCCCAGAUGAGGAUGGCAACCAGCCCCUGCAGUAUUGGCCUUUUUCCUCCUCUGACCUUUACAAUUGGAAAUCUCAAAACCCCCCUUUCUCUGAACACCCCCAGGGACUCACUAACCUUGUAGAAUCCCUCCUUUUCACCCAUCAGCCCACAUGGGAUGAUUGUCAGCAGCUCCUCCAGGUUCUGUUCACUACUGAAGAAAGUCAGCGGAUCCUUCUGGAGAGCAGAAAACAUGUUCCAGGGCCUGAUGGCAGACCCACCGUCCUCCCUGAUGUCAUCGAGGCUGGGUUCCCUCUAACUCAGCCUCACUGGGAUUUCAACUCGGCAGAAGGUAGGGAUCACCUGAAAGUUUACUGCCAGGCUCUAAUGGCAGGUCUCCAUGGGGCAGCUAAGCACCCCACCAAUUUGGCUAAGGUAAGGGAAGUGACCCAGGUACCCAAUGAGUCUCUGUCAGUAUUUUUGGAGAGACUCAUGGAGGCAUUCCACCGGUUUACUCCCUAUGAUCCUAGCAGUGAGGAACACAAGGCUACAGUAACAGUUGCCUUCAUUGAUCAGUCCUGUAAGGACAUCAAGAAAAAGUUACAAAAGCUAGAAGGGUUACAAGAUAAAACCCUCAGAGAGUUAGUGCAGAUAGCUGAGAAAGUCUAUUUUAACAGAGAGUCAGAGGAAGAAAGGAGAGAAAGAGAACAAAAAGAACAGGAUGCCAGAGAGAUUAAAAAAGAAAAAUGCCAAGAAAGAAAUUUUCAUAAAAUCCUGACCACUGUAGUCAGAGAAGCCAGAGAACCCAGGGAGGCAGUCCCUGGCAACAAGAAGGAGUCCCUAGCUAAGGACCAAUGUGCCUAUCGCAAAGAGAAAAGCCACUGGUUCUGGGAUUGCCCCAAGAGGGGAAACAAGAAGCCCCAGGCCCCCAAAGUCCUAGCCCUGCAAGAAGACAGCGACUAGGGGGGUCAGGGUUUGGACCCCCUCCCCGAACCCAGGGUAACAUUAAUAGUGGAGGGGAAACCUACCCAAUUCAUGGUAGACACAGGAGCUGAACACUCAGUACUUUUACAAGCUGGAGGGCCCCUCCUCCCCAAAAAAUUAUGGGUACAAGGGGCCACUGGAAAUAAACAAUAUUCAUGGACUACCUGAAGAACAGUGGAUCUUGGCGUGGGCCGGGUAUCCCACUCGUUCAUUGUCAUUCCAGAGUGCCCUUACCCACUGUUAGGAAGAGAUCUCCUAACCAAAAUGGGUGCCCAAAUCCAAUUCAGCCCUGAGGGAUCUCAGGUGUUAAAUCAACAGAAAAAGCCUUACCAGGUGUUAACUCUAAGAUUAAAAGAUGAAUACCAGUUGUUUGAACAACAAAAACAAAAGACUGAACAAAUGGACUGGUGGUUAAGCCAAUAUCCACAGGCAUGGGCUGAGACGGCAGGAAUUGGAAAGGCUAAAAACAGACCACCUGUUUACAUAGAACUAAAAGCUCAAGCCAGUCCCAUAGCAGUCUGGCAGUACCCAAUGUCCUGGGAGGCACACGAAGGCAUCAAGCCUCACAUCAUGUGCUUGCUCCAGCUGGGGGUCUUGCGGAAGUGCCAAUCUGCUUGGAACACUCCCUUGUUACCGGUCCGUAAGCCCGGUACAAGUGACUACCGGCCAGUCCAAGAUCUCCGAGAGGUAAAUAAGUGUGUGGCUGAUCUCCAUGCCACUGUUCCUAAUCCUUACAAUCUCUUACGUUCUUUACCUCCAGACAGGACCUGGUUCACAGUACUAGAUCUCAAAGAUGCAUUCUUCUGCUUGCCGUUGGCUCCGAAGAGUCAAGAUUGCUUUGCCUUUGAGUGGAAAAACGCAGAGGCUGGUCUGACGGGACAAUUCACCUGGACCUGUUUGUCUCAAGGAUUUAAAAAUUCUCCUACUAUGUUUGAUGAGGCCUUCCACCAGGACUUGGCCAUGUUCUGGGCCUCCAACCCUCAGGUAACUCUGUUACAGACCAAACCCUUCCACCUGUAUGUGGCAGAAAACAGGGGGAUCACAAAGGGGGUGCUAACCCAAAGACUGGGACCUUGGAACAGACCAGUGGCCUAUCUAUCCAAAAAGCUAUACCCAGUUGCCUCAGGGUGGCCAGCUUGCCUGAGAAUCGUGGUUGCAUUUGAAAUUCUAGUAAAAAAUGCUGAUAAAUUGACUAUGGGACAAAACUUGGUAAUCUCAGCACCUCAUGCCUUAGAAAAUGUUGUCCGCCAGCCUCCUGACAACUGGCUCUCCAACACGUGCAUGACUCAUUAUCAGACUUUAUUAAACCCAGAUCAAAUAACCUUUGCUCUACCAACAAGCUUAAAUUUAGCCUCGCUGUUGCUGGACCCAGACCUCGACCCGCCCACCCAUGAUUGCCAACAAGUGCUUGCAAAAGCCCACGGGUGGAGAAAAGACUUGUCAGAUCAGCCUCUACCAGAUGCUGAGGCCACUUGGUUCACAGAUGGCAGCUGUUUCCUGAAAAAUGGAGAAUGGAAAGCCGAGGCAGCAGUGGUGGAUGGCCAGAAACUGGUAUGGGCUCAGGCUUUGCCUGCUGGGACAUCUGCCCAGAAAGUGAAACUCAUCGCUCACACAAAAGCCCUAAAACUAAAAAAAUAAAUAAAUAAUAAAAAGAUCAACAUCUACAUAGACAGCAGGUAUGCCUUUGCCACUGCUCAUGUGCACGGUGCAAUAUAUAAACAGCGAGGUCUUUUGACUUCAGAUGGAAAGGAAAUAAAAAACAAGGCAGAGAUUAUAGCCCUGCUGGAGGCCCUCCUCGGACCACUAAAAGUGAGUAUCAUACAUUGCCCAGGGCACCAGAAAGGAAACUCCCCAAUUGCAAAGGGAAACAACCUGGCCGACUCUGAGGCUAGAGCGGCCACCCACGGGUCCUCGGAUGUACUGCUGGUGAGUGUCCCUGAGCCAGAAGGGCUCAAAUGCCAACCAUUAUUCUGGUACUCAGUGGAGGACAUAGCAGAACUGUCCAAAGACACCAGAUGGGUAGAAGCCUUCCCAACAAAACAAGAGACUGCCUCUGUUGUGGUCAAAAAAAUCCUGGAAGAAAUCUUUCCACGCUUCGGAGUGCCCAAGGUAAUUGGUACUGACAACGGACCUGCCUUCGUUGCCCAGCUUAACCUAACCCCCUUUGAAAUUCUUUAUGGUGCCCCAGCACCCUUAACCUUGCUGGGGGACACAGCUGUCCCUACAGCUUCCAGGCUACAACCUGAAUGCCAUCGUAACCAUGAUUUGUAUGCCAGGUUAAAAGGACUACAGGCGGUGCAGAAGGCAGUCUGGGAACCCCUAAAGGCCAUCUACGAACCCGGGACCCCUGAAACCUCUCACCAGUUCCAGGUUGGGGACUCUGUCUACGUGAGGAGCCACCACCCCCACUCGCUGGAGCCUCGCUGGAAAGGACCUUACCUGGUGCUCCUGACUACCCCAACAGCUGUCAAGGUAGAUGGGAUUACUGCCUAG